ACGUGGUGGUAGAUCGAAAAGAAGAAAUGAGCGAUUCCGAGUCCGAGCUGGGGUGGGAAUCAGAUGAGAUGGAGAUAGGGGGAGAUCUCAGUGGAGAUACUGAGGACGAAGAAGACGGAGAAGAAAACACAGAAGCUAUGGAGAACAAACAUGGUAAUAAGGGAGAUAACUCAGGUUGUGGAUUGGCAAAUGCGAUGGCCAAAAUCCUGAACAAUAAAGUUCCCAGAAACACACCCACAAUAUUAGCCAAGGGUAUGACAGAGCGAGAAAUUCAGAAGAAGAAAAAAGAAAGUUCUGAGACGAAUCAGGAGGAAGCCACAGUUGCAACCGCAGAAAAGAAAAAGUUAUGGGAGGAAAUGGCGAGAGUGAAGCCUAACCCUCUGGAGAAAGACAGAGAAAGACGCCUUCAGAAAAUUGCAACUAGGGGAGUUGUGCAGUUGUUUAACGCAGUAAAGAAACAGCAGAAGAGUGUGGAGGAGAAGCUGUCAGCGGUUGGUUCCUCAGAAAGGAAACGAUCCAAAGUCUUGGAAUCUGUCACAAAAGGGGCCUUCUUAGAUCUGCUACGGGGAACCCGAGUGAAUGUGUCUAAAGAUGGGGCCGUGAAAUCCAGGAAACCACAACAGACCCCUCCAGAGGACACGGCUGAGGAAGGGAAGUGGGACAUCCUGCGAGAGGACUUCAUGAUGGGGGCCACACUGAAGGACUGGGAUAAGGAGCAGAGUGGAGAUGAGGGUGGGUCUGGUGUCCUGGGGAAUGAGGACGGUUCAGACAGUGAUGGUGACUCAGUCUGAGGGUGUCUACGGACUGAAGUGAUGUGCGGGGGGCUGUGGGAGAGGUCCUACAGUAAGAGCCUGAGGAUGUCUCUAGACUCAGUAAUGCUUAUGGGUGGUGGGAGAGAUGAUUGUCAGGAAAGGGUCCAACAGUAAGAGCCUGAGGGCGAUCGCCAGGAAAGGGUCAUACAGUAAGAGCCUUAUAGUGACUCCUGACAGUGAUGUGUGGGGCUGUGGGAGUGAUCGUUAUUAAAGGGUCCUACGGUAAGAGCCGGAGGGUCUCCAGACUCAUUGAUGUGUGGAGCUGUGGGAGUGAUCGUUAGGAAAGGGUCCUACAGUAAGAGCCGGACGGUCUCCAGACACAGUGAUGUGUGGGGCUGUGAUAGAGAUCAUUAGGAAAGGGUCCUACAGUAAGACCUUGAGGAUGUCUACAGACACAAUGAUGUGUGAGGCUGUGGGAGAGAUCGUCAGGAAAGGAUCCUACAGUAAGAACCUAAAGGUGUCUCCAGACUCCUUGAUGUGUGGGCCUGUGGGAGAGGUGAUCAGGAAAGUGUCCUACAGUAAGAGCCUGAGAGUGUCUCCAGACACAGUGAUGUGUGGGGCUGUGGGAGAGGUGAUCAGGAAAGGGUCCU
Liolophura sinensis is the source of this 1402-nucleotide messenger RNA. Its product is annotated as RRP15-like protein. The transcript is spliced from 5 exons. Lineage: Eukaryota; Metazoa; Mollusca; Polyplacophora; Chitonida; Chitonidae. The coding region runs from base 27 to 791 and encodes 254 amino acids. Gene Ontology annotation, biological process: maturation of 5.8S rRNA; maturation of LSU-rRNA. Gene Ontology annotation, cellular component: preribosome, large subunit precursor. The record is from RefSeq and is a predicted model, not a curated record.